ACAGAAGAGAUCCAUGGUUCAUAAGUAGGAAACCGGCCUUAAUUGACAAGACUCGUUUGGGGGUGAAACUGAGGAGUUCUAGUGAGAACUAUAAAGUAAAACGUGCUCAAUGUGGAGUAUAACAAGGAUGGGUGAUCUUAUGGGAAGUCACCUUGAAUUGCACCUCAAGUCGAAAACCAUGAGGGUCGAGGCUAUACAUGGGGGCUGGGUCGUGCUUGGGCCGACACGGGCCCGCUUCGGGCCCAUUUUUUUCGUGCUGUACUUGGCACGACCGUCAGUUUUCGUGUCGUGCCAUGCAAGCCCAUUUGUUAACUUUGCUAGGCCAGGCUCAGGCCCGGGCAUGGUUCGAAUCGUGUCGUGCCUAUUCGUGCUCGUGCCAUGCUUGUACUCGUGUUUAAUGAAAAGGACGAAAACUAAAGAGAGAAUGAAAAAGAAGGUGAAAAUUGGAUGGAGGAAGAUAGUAUUAACCGAUAAUGUUUAAGAAAAGUAACAAAUAAGGGGGAAAAGAAAAUUGGAAGUAUAGCGAGUGUGAUUUGACUUUGUUUAAUUCUUUGUCCAUUUUUAUUUAUGUUAGUAAUUACAUAUAUAUCUUUAUGACACUUCUAACAACAACAGAUAAUUAUUUUUCUACUUGUGUUUUGUAAUAUUUGAACCUAUAAUUUUUAUAUUUAUUUUCUAUCAAAUAAAUAUUAUUUUCGUGCCAUGUCCAUUCAUUCUUAUACUCAAUAAAGUCUCGAAAAUAUUAGGCCCGACACGGCUCACUUAUAUACCGUGCCGUGCCCGUGCUCGUGCCCAUAAAAUUUAGGCCCGACACGGCCCAUAUAUUAUUCGUGCUCGUGCCAGGCUGGGCCCCUUAUUUCGUGCCCGUGCUCAUGCAGUGUUCUAACCGUGCCGUGCUAACCCGUGGGCGGCACGACCCGGUGCCCACGUGCAGUCGAGGCCCAAAGCGGACAAUAUCUUCGUCAGGACAAAGUUCGGGAUAUUACAGUAUGUCUAUGUCAUGAAAAUAAAAUUUUUUGUUAAUCCACCAUUAAUAUAUGGUAGACUUUGGUGAGAUUUUUGCCAAUUCAAACUUCCGCUUCUCUCCUUAACUUUCGGCAAGGGUAGUAUUGUAAAUGCUGGAUACUUUUUUUUGCUGCCGGAUUGUGUUUUGUUUUUCGUUUCACAGUUGCUCGAUCCCUAGCCUUCUUCCCCUUUUCUUUUCACGGACACAAUGCUCAAUAGUCAAUAGUCAAUAGCUUUUGAUUUUCAUUCUCUUCCAUCCCACAGCUUACAUAAUUAAUGCUUUUUUAUUUAGAAGCCACCGACAGUGAGAUUAGAUUGCACAGACUCGCCAAUGACCUGAGAGUAACUAAGCUAUGAUUUGAAAGAUCUGGAGGAGAUUGCUACCCAAACCUAGAUUUUUUUUUUCUCGCUUCUGUAACCCAAAGGCCAAAGCCAUUUGAUUUGGUUCUCAUUUGCGAACUGGGAUCCCCGCCUUCAACUGUUGAUUUUGGCCUCGAUAGUGAACGAAAUCCCACAAUCUAGCGGAGCUUCAGUGCUUCACCAGCUGGCCCUCAUCUUCAAGACCCUCUGCCUUCCAGUGAUUUUUGUUUUCGGGCGCUCUAAACCUCAACUCCCUGUCCUUGCCGAAUCAAACCAUAUCGGAGUGGUAACAGGUUUUCCUUUGCUUCUUUCUGUACCUUUGUUUUUUUCUCAUUUCCGUCAAUCUCCUCUUAUUUUAAAUAAAACAACCGACAGAAUCGUGAGUUCUACUGAUGCUUUACUCUCAAAGAAAUGCAGAGGGAAAUCAGAAGAAAAAGGAAAUUAGAUAGGGAAAAACCAGAGCAGCUUUUUGGUGGGAGCACACGGUACUGUACACUUUCCAUACUUAGGAUUUUUAUGCUCUGUGGUUAAUUUGUUUUCAGCUUCAAAUCCCAUUACUACUGCGUACACAAACGGUGAUUCUUUUACACAUUUUCACUUAUGCAGUUAUGCGUCUAAACUUUAAGUCCCUCAUGAACUUGGAAUUCGUGGUUAUCAAUUGUUCAAGGACCGCAAGAGAUGUUCAAUGAGUAUAAUUUUAAGAUGAGACAUUUCAUAGUGCACUAGAUCGGAUAAAUGAAGAUGAUGUUCAACAAAUUCAGCUCAAGUUGAUUGGUAGUCGAUCAAGUUGCAGGAGAGAGUAUGAUUUAUCUUCGACUAAUGAAAUUGUUGCACUAAUUCUUGAUGAAACAAGAGAAGAAACAUUUGGACCGGGUAUUGUGGCAUUCAGAUUUUACGUAUCAUCAUCAAAAUGAGGCAAAUGGUGAAGGAGAGCAGACUAUUUCAUAGUGUGAUUAUUAUAGCUAUCGAAUUCAGACACGUGUUGGGGAGUCCAAUUCAUUAUAGUUUGGGAGAAAAUUAUUUCAUUAAUAUGUCUUAAACACAUGCUAUGGGGGAAGCUGAGCGGCUAGAUUGGAUCCGCAACAAUCAAUCUAAAUUGUGUGCUCAUUAUUUCUAAAAAUUGACGGAUGCAUCUAUGCGAGGAGAUAUAUAGUUGAAAUUUAGUGGAAAACAUAUAAUUCUUUCUGCUGUAGCCCAUGGCAUAAAUAUUAAAUUUUUAAGAUGCAACGGUAAUUUGUCGAUUCAUAAGUAAUCCAGAUUUGUUUAUCACAUAAGUUGAUCGGAGAUUCAGUUCACGCUUGACGUGUACAUACAUUGUUCUAUUUGUCUCAUGUAGUUAUACAUGGAAUUGGGCUCUGUUGCGCCCAAGAGAAAACUGUAUCUACAUAUUUCAAACUGUGUAUAACUUUACAUUUGCUUUCUCUUGGGACAAUAUUGAAUAGAUCUUAUAUAAUUUAUGUUAAGGCUCUAAAUGAAUGCCAAGCCCCUCACUAUAGUACCAUACUUAUUCAUCAAAAAAAAAAAAAAAAAAACAACUGACCAUACUUUUGCACUUUAGCUUUCUAAUCCACUAUGGGCACAAACUUUUCCCCUUUCAACCAAGGUUGUUAAACCUCUACUGGCCUGGUCCGAUCAUUUUUUGACUCCAAUACGGUCUCAAAAAAUUCGUGAACUGACCAUUAGAGAAGUUGAAAAACAGAUGGAAAAGAGAGGGAAGGAGGAUGGUGGGUGGGUCAUGUAAAUUUUUUUUUUAUUGGGAGGUGAUUUCUAAUAAUUAUAUUUAAAGUAAAUUUCAUUUUAGUUA
This is a messenger RNA of Linum trigynum, 3169 nucleotides long. Lineage: Eukaryota; Viridiplantae; Streptophyta; Magnoliopsida; Malpighiales; Linaceae. The record is from the annotation of a GenBank genome assembly.